Molecule: messenger RNA, 819 nt
Organism: Pleurotus ostreatus (oyster mushroom)
Lineage: Eukaryota; Fungi; Basidiomycota; Agaricomycetes; Agaricales; Pleurotaceae
Gene: PUP1
Product: proteasome core particle subunit beta 2
Exons: 5
Coding region: 1-819 (272 amino acids)
Cellular component (GO): proteasome core complex
Molecular function (GO): threonine-type endopeptidase activity
Source: RefSeq, a predicted model, not a curated record
AUGACAUCCUCCGUGUUCUCGCAGCCAGGAUUCGAUUUCUCCAAUGAAAUAAGAAACAACUUCUUGUCCAACAAAGGUGUACACUUACCCAAGGCGACUAGUACAGGAACUACUAUCGUAGGCUGCCUGUUUAAAGAUGGCAUCGUGCUGGGUGCGGAUACGCGUGCCACAGAGGGUGACAUUGUAGCGGACAAAAACUGCGAGAAGAUCCACUACAUCUCGGAAUCCAUUCGUUGCUGUGGAGCGGGAACUGCUGCUGAUACCGAGUUUACCACGGCACUCAUAUCCUCCAACAUCGAACUACAUGCUUUGACUACCGGGCGCAAGCCACGCGUUGUGACCGCGAUGACGAUGUUAAAGCAGAUGCUCUUCAGAUAUCAAGGCCAGAUCGGUGCAGCGCUUGUUCUCGGGGGAGUGGAUAGCACAGGAGCACAUCUUUUCACCAUUCAUCCGCAUGGUUCAACGGACAAGUUGCCAUACGUGACGAUGGGCUCGGGAAGUCUCGCUGCUAUGGCAGUCUUUGAGAGUGAUUGGAGGCCCGACAUGUCUCGAGACGAAGCAUUAGCCCUCGUCACCGCCGCAGUCUCAGCUGGUAUCUUCAACGAUCUCGGAUCCGGCUCCAAUGUGGACGCCUGCAUCAUCACCAAAGACAACACGGAAAUGCUCAGGAACUACGUCAAACCAAAUGAACGCGUCGAGAAAGAGUUGAGAUAUAUAUUCCGCAGAGGCACGACGGCGUUCAAGAAAGAGUCUAUCAGGAAUCUCAUUGUAAGUGAAGAAGUAAGGCCCAUCGGUGGAGAUGCGAUGGAUACAACAUAA